This is a messenger RNA of Mercurialis annua (annual mercury), 1450 nucleotides long. Its product is annotated as DNA topoisomerase 6 subunit A. The transcript has a single exon. The record is from RefSeq and is a predicted model, not a curated record. Gene Ontology annotation, molecular function: ATP binding; DNA topoisomerase type II (double strand cut, ATP-hydrolyzing) activity; DNA binding. NCBI's taxonomy places the organism in Eukaryota, Viridiplantae, Streptophyta, Magnoliopsida, Malpighiales, Euphorbiaceae. Gene Ontology annotation, biological process: DNA topological change; meiotic DNA double-strand break formation; reciprocal meiotic recombination. Bases 26 to 1300 code for a protein of 424 amino acids. Gene Ontology annotation, cellular component: nuclear chromosome.
AUCGUUUUCCCGCCUCUGAAACCAAAUGGCAGACACCACAGCUACCAAAUCCAAGAAACGUCGCCGUGCCGAUGCUGAUUCAACGUCCGAACUUCCAUUCAAGGACAUUCUAAAACCCGACUCUGUAAUCCUCGAAUCCCUAAAAGCCCUAGUGAAAUCCACAUCAUCCGCCGCCUCCUCCUCAAAACCCUUGUCCCUCUCCGACCUCGCUCUCCCCACCGCUUGCCGUGAAGUCGCCGACCUCUCUCUAACCUCCGUCCAAUCCGCCAUCGAAUCCGUCGUCCUCUCCCUCACCCACUCCAUCCUCUCCGGCGAAGGCUUCUCCUUCAACGUGCCUUCCCGCGCCGCCACUAACCAGCUCUACGUACCUGAACUUGACCGCAUCGUCUUAAAGGAUAAAAACACCGUCCGCCCUUUCGCCAACAUUUCCUCCGUACGCAAAUCCACAAUCACCACCAAAAUACUCUCGCUAGUCCACCAACUCUGCCUCAAAAGCAUCCACGUCACCAAGAGAGACCUGUUUUACACCGAUGUGAAGCUGUUCCAAGACCAGACUCAAUCCGACGCCGUUUUGGACGACGUGUCUUGUAUGUUGGGAUGUACUAGAUCUUCACUCAAUGUGAUUGCUGCUGAGAAAGGUGUUGUUGUUGGUAGGUUGAUUUUUAGUGAUAAUGGGGAUAUGAUUGACUGUACUAAAAUGGGUAUGGGAGGGAAAGCUAUUCCUCCAAAUAUUGAUAGAGUGGGUGAUAUGCAGAGUGAUGCUUUGUUUAUACUUUUAGUUGAAAAAGAUGCUGCUUAUAUGAGACUUGCUGAGGAUAGAUUUUACAACAGGUUUCCUUGUAUCAUUGUGACUGCGAAAGGGCAGCCUGAUGUGGCGACGAGGUUGUUUUUGAAGAAGAUGAAGACGGAGUUGAAGUUGCCUGUUUUGGCAUUGGUGGAUAGUGAUCCUUACGGGUUGAAGAUUUUAUCGGUGUAUGGUUGUGGAUCGAAGAACAUGUCGUAUGAUAGUGCUAAUUUGACUACUCCUGAUAUUAAGUGGCUGGGGAUUCGGCCUAGUGAUUUGGAUAAGUAUAGCAUACCGGAGCAAUGUAGGCUGCCGAUGACUGAGCAGGAUAUUAAGACUGGGAAAGACAUGCUGGAGGAGGAUUUUGUGAAGAAGAAUCCGGGUUGGGUUGAAGAGCUGAGCUUGAUGGUGAGGACUAAGCAAAAGGCUGAGAUUCAGGCGUUGAGCUCUUUCGGGUUUCAGUACUUGUCUGAGGUUUAUUUGCCAUUGAAGCUGCAGCAGAGGGAUUGGCUUUGAGACCAUUGUGAGUUUGAUUGUGUAAUACUCGCUAUAAUCAUGUAUUACUUUAUAAUGUUUGAUGGUUUACUUCUUAUGGAUUAUAGAUUCAUAGUCCGAUUUGUUGUAUUUCUUUUUAUGCAUCUGAUUUCUAUAAUUGACUGUUUGCAA